AUGGUUUUCAUCGUUAUGGCAUGGGCCAUCACGUUUACGGCAAUCUGUACCCUGAUUAUCUGCUUAGGCUUUGGCCCAGUUGGGAUUGGUGCAGGAACAUUCGCCGCUGCGUUUCAGUCGUACAUGUAUGGAGCCUUUACCCCAGCCGGAGGGAUCUUUGCGACGCUCACCAGCAUGGCGAUGCUGGGUAUUUUGAUGCCAGCCACAGCUAUCCUGGCUGCUGUGGUUGCCACAGGAGUGGCGAUACUCGUAUGGGUCUUGGGGAUUAGCCGAUCAUGA
Trichoderma harzianum CBS 226.95 is the source of this 279-nucleotide messenger RNA. RefSeq lists its product as hypothetical. Gene Ontology annotation, cellular component: membrane. NCBI's taxonomy places the organism in Eukaryota, Fungi, Ascomycota, Sordariomycetes, Hypocreales, Hypocreaceae. The record is from RefSeq and is a predicted model, not a curated record. The transcript is spliced from 2 exons. The coding region runs from base 1 to 279 and encodes 92 amino acids.